GAGAACGUUCUCUCGUCUCACACGUCCACUUCCACCAUGUUUCACACGUCCAUGACCGCCGUUAUUCUGCUCCUGUCGUGUUGUUGGAUGUCCGUCGCGCUGGCUGCCGACGACGCGUCCUUCGACGACCCUGAAGUAGGGCACUUCGCGGUAUCCAGUAGCAGCGGAAAGAAAUGCCUGCUUCUCGACAUCGCCGCCAGGUUUAGUGUCCAGUACGUGAAGAGCGACAACACCACCGCAGAAGUGUCUUACGCUCUGCCCAUAGACAGUGUCGCAACAGGUACGUGUGCGUCCACACUGGGUAAAAAGGCAGACAUUUCGCUCGGCUUCUUCACGGGAUAUCCAAACUUUGGUAUAAAAAUGGAAUUCGAGCGUGAUAUCCUGGCGGUGCGUCCAAGAUUCUGGCUCUCCGCGUUAACCGUUUAUCACACCCUCGAUCCGUCCAUAUUUCCUGACGCCAAGUACGUCAACCAGACCACUCCAAAUCAGAUAGACGACAUGCACGAAUUUGAGACCAGCACUUCAAAAUCCUACCUCUGUAAGGCGAACGCGACCUUUAAUCUCGGCUACCCUGUUACACAGCCUCUUGCAUUUGUCAUCGACUAUAUCAAAGUCCAGCCGUUUGAUGUGCACAAGCAGGAGUUCUCUGCGUCCGAGGAGUGUCCGCAGGACCACGGGCUGUCCACACUGCCGGCAGAGUCGACCACAGCCCCCGUCACCACCCCAACACCCCGCGGGAUACCUGUCGGCAACUUCAGUCUGAAGAAUGACCAAGGCGAAGUUUGUCUGUUGGCGAGUUGGGGGGUUAGAUUUAACAUUGAGUACGAGACCCAGGACAGUGGCACCGGGACCGCCCAGUUUGUCCUCCCCGUAGACUCUAAUGUCGCAGGUGCGUGUGAGGAUAACUUUGCGACGCUAUCUCUCAAUUUUGAUAACGGCUUUGACCUUACCGCCAUUUUCCAAUCGAAUGGGAAGAAAUUUGACAUUGCCAACGUCGCAUUGAUCUACAAGGAAAGUCUUCCUCAUUUCCCUUCUUCGAAACAUCCUAAUAAGACUACCACUGUAUCAGCAAAGGGCUUGAACCUGUUCCUCGUUGACGUUGGCAAGUCUUACCUGUGCAAAUCUAAGCAAUCAUUGGAGAUAAACGCGAACGUCACGCUGGAAAUCAUAGACUGGCAGGUUCAACCGUUUGCGGUGAAGAACGGGACUUUCGGCGACGCGAUGGAAUGUGCUCUAGAUGGCAUGACCACCAUCAUUCCUAUUUCAAACGCCACCACGAUCCUACCAACCAACCACACCACGAUCAACCCCACCAACCACACUCACACCGUAGGUCCGUCCACCAACCAGACCACUCCAGGCCCCACCAAUCACACACACACACCCCUACCCCCCUCUACCACACACAUACCUACACCUGGACCUCCCCCCGGCGAACCUAAACAAGGUCACUACCAGCUGAAGGACAAAACCCAGGUAUGUCUGCUGGCAGACAUGGGUCUACAGUUUACGGCCAGCUACACGAAGAAGAACAAGCACACGGGGAAAGGCGUCUUCAACGUACCCGUUAGGGCCAGCGCUUCGGGGACCUGUGGCGACGAACAGUCCAGUCUGACCUUGACCUUCUACGCCGAGGGACAAUUCAACGUAACCUUCGAUUUCCACAAGUCAGCAAAGGGGGGCGGUAAGACCAAAUAUCACGUGGCAUCGAUUUCCCUGACGUACACGGAGAUACCCUCCAUCUUCCCCGGGUCAAUGACCCCUAACAAAGCUCACACGGUCUCCAACAGUAGCCUGACCGUGUUUCCGGCAGACCAGGACAGGUCCUACAAGUGUGACGCCGACGUGCACGUCAUGAUAACAAAGGACGUAGACCUGCUCGUCCGUCAAGUCCACGUGCAACCGUUCGGCGUGAAGAAAGGACAGUUUUCCUCAGCGGAAGAGUGUUCUCAGGACUCAAAGGGCGGGCCUUCGUACGGCCUGGAGAUUGGUCUUGGUGUCGGUCUGGCCGUGAUUUUGGUGGGGCUCGGAGUUUUCUGGUACAUCCGCAGGAGAGCCGCGAAGAAGUACCGCAAGAUGGAGAGCGUUCUCGGUCCAGAAUAGACACUCCCUCCCCCCUCAGCCGUUCCGACAGAGGGCUCGAUCACAUCCGUCGUACGAUCGUCGCACGAUCGCAACUGAGGACCUGCCAUGGUGGCACUUGACUCGGUUCAAAACUUCAAAGCUGUCAUGUCGCCCAAAAGGGCUAUAUUAGGUCCGGCUUGUUGGUGGUUGGUUCUGUCAUAUCCUGCUAGACACAAACGGCCUACGACAUUAAUAUCGUACGACGACUCCCUACGACGAAUGUGACUGCCCCAUCACCCAGCCACAGCAGCAGCAGCAGCAGCAGCAUGUAUAUAAUUCUUGGAUUUAGAAACAUAUGAUUACUAAAGCAGAGUAGAUAGGAAAUGUAGCUAUGAUAGUAUUCAAUAUUUGUGACAAAACAUUAGGACAACCAAGAGCCAAAUUGAAUGUAUUCUCUUAUGUAUACACGUAUAAAACAUUACCCAAUACAGAGAUGGGACUAAUCGUCACCUGGCUGAAGGUCAAAAAGGUCACACAAUCCACACAGUAAAAAUGCAUUUCAAAGUUUAAGACUAAGACUAUAGCAAAAUACUAUCAAACCCUCGGUACUGCAAGAUAAAAUAGGUUAACUCCAUAGUAAAUAUUUGUAUACACACGUUAUUUUCUCUGGGUCAAACUGUAAAAUGGUAAUUCGGAGGGUAGGAAUGACGGAGAAAUAAUUACGCCAGGCAAAGGGUCAAUACAAUUUCAUACUUUAUCAAUUAGUGCAUUUUUCCAAUAACUCAACGCUACAGAACAAUACAGUCAAGACCUUUGUAAUCCAAGAGCUUUGUACUCCAAGAGAGAAGAUAUCAAUCUCAUACCAAAUGUAAUAUAAUCUUUUAGUUCAAACUGGUGAAGAUAUUUUCGGCGUUAUUUUUUCACGCAAUAGGACAUUAUCAAACCUUCCAGAAGUACCACAUAUGUACAAUUUUCUACGGUACUCUUAUGCGCAAUGUAUAUGAAAAUUUGAUGAAAUGUUCCAAGUCAGCAGCA
Branchiostoma floridae (Florida lancelet) is the source of this 3099-nucleotide messenger RNA. RefSeq names its product lysosome-associated membrane glycoprotein 1-like. Gene Ontology annotation, cellular component: membrane. NCBI's taxonomy places the organism in Eukaryota, Metazoa, Chordata, Leptocardii, Amphioxiformes, Branchiostomatidae. The coding region runs from base 37 to 2103 and encodes 688 amino acids. The transcript has a single exon. The record is from RefSeq and is a predicted model, not a curated record.